CAAAUGAUAGAGCCAUUUUAAAGUAGUGACAUAAUAGAAAUAGUAAGCAAAACUUAAUAUGAUAAACCAAUAAUCAAUCCUCUAUGUAAUAAUUUUAUUAAAAAAUAUUAAAAUGAAGAUAUAAACCAAUCUUGAUAAUGUUGUACAGGAUAUACUUGCCCUAUAAUGAUAUUCAUUUUUACUUCAGCAUUUAAAUUGCAAUUGUUAUGAAAAAUAGUACACUGGGUGGUAUAAAAUAUAAAAUAAUAGAGUGAAUUUAUGUAAGAAUGAAAAGUAAUGAAAAUAGUCAUUCUUAAAAUAUAAAUAUUUAAUUAUUAAAUUCUGUGUUAAUAUUAGGAGCUAAAAUUUAACACAGAAACCAAAAUGAAAAAAAUUAUAACUGACCUAAAAUUUAUAUCUUUCAGGUGUGGAGUUUAAUUUCAAAAACAAUGAAUGAAAAUAAUUACCUUGUCACAGGUAAUCAAUGUGACGAAAAAUGGAGGAAUUUAAAAAAAACGUAUAAGAAAAUUAAAGAUGGGAAUAAACAAACUGGCCGAGGAAGAAGCCAAUGGGAAUUUUUUUCCAUGAUGGACGAGAUUCUCGGACAGCGGCCAGAUAUUGAGCCACCUGCUAUUUUUGAGAGUUCCUCUUCAACUGUACAGGUUUUGAACAUAGUGGAAAGCAAUUCAGAAGAUCCAGGAAACAUUGGGAUUGGGGGGAUUGAGUCAAAAUCAUCAGCUGUCUCUUCUCUUCCCAAAUUCCCACAAAAACGUAAGCGCAAACCAGAAUGGUUUGAGGAAUAUAAAGAACUGAAGGAAAAAUCCAGAGAAGAAAGAAGACAGCGACAUGCCGAAUUAUUAGAAUUAAGGAGAAAACAGCAUGAAGACAACAUGGAAUUCCGCAAAGACCUAUUAGGUGUCUUAAAGAGUUUGGUUGAAAAAUAAAAAUUCUAUUAAAUGUUAACAAAACCUCUCUUUGCACUAUGCU
Centruroides sculpturatus (bark scorpion) is the source of this 966-nucleotide messenger RNA. RefSeq lists its product as uncharacterized. The transcript has 2 exons. NCBI's taxonomy places the organism in Eukaryota, Metazoa, Arthropoda, Arachnida, Scorpiones, Buthidae. The coding region runs from base 429 to 923 and encodes 164 amino acids. The record is from RefSeq and is a predicted model, not a curated record.